AUGAAGGAAGCAGAAAAUGCUUCAGCUCCAAAAUCGGUGGUAUUUUCCUUCCUGGCCUCCUGUUGCUGUUGUUGCGGUCGGGUGGCUCGACGUCGUGAUAUUGCCCACAAGAUUAAAAAUGUUGGUGAAAGACUGGAUGUUAUAGCCAACGAGAAAGCUAAAUUUGGUUUCGAAUUGCAUAAGACCACCGAAGAACUCGAACGACUAAGAACGACAUCCUUUGUUGAUGUAUCAAGGGUGCAAGGACGAGAAGAUGAGAAGAAAAAAGUGAUCAGCAAGUUGCUGAGCGAAAGUAGUCAAGAAGCAAGGCAGCUUCAUGUCGUCUCCAUAUUUUUGAUGAAGGAUGAAAGCUUCACUGUGGAAACUGAUGUUCUGAAGAGCAAAACAACGGACUUUUCCUACGAAAGAGCUCGUCAUGCAAUUAUGACAGUUUCCAACUGGGCACGAUUUCCUGGGUCAAUUUACAAUGCAAGAAAACUCCGCAGCCUCUUGAUCAGGUCGUUUAACGAUACUGCAAUCAGCAAACCACUGCUUGAACUGCUCCAAAACUUGACAUAUCUGAGGUUGUUUGAUUUGAGUGCAUCUCCAAUUGAAGAAAUUCCUAAUCUUACUUGGUGUGUUGCCGUAGAGAAAUUACCUCAAAAGACACGAAAGCUUAUCAGAUUGAGGCAUCUGGAGAUAUUUGGUUCAGGUGUAGCCUUCAUGCCGAAAGGGAUAGAGAAAUUAACUUCUCUUCGAACAUUAACAAACUUCAUCGUGGGUGGAGGUGGAGACGAAAGUGGCGCAGCUAAUCUCGGUGAAUUGGGAAACUUAAGCAACCUCAAAGGGACUUUAUGGAUAGAGAAACUAAGAAAUGUCGGAGAUUUGAGCGAAGCUGUGAAAGCCGAAAUCAAGAAGAAAAAGUACCUGAUUGGCUUAUAUCUGCUGUUCAAUGGGGAUGAAACAGAGUCGCGGGUUGACGAGAAUGAUUUAAUUGAAGCUUUGCAACCACCACUAGACUUGCAAGUUUUAAGCAUAUCUGAAUACAGAGGGGCCUUGUUGCCAAAUUGGAUCAUGUCAUUAACCAAAUUAAGAUGGCUUGAUGUCUCUCAUUGUGGAAGCUUCGAGGUUCUGCUUCCUUUCGGAAGACUACCUUACCUUGAGAAGCUAACAAUAGGGGUGAAAACAAGAAAGUUGGAUGUUGGAUUUUUAGGUCUAGAAACGGCACCGGUUACUGCGUUCCCGAAGCUGAAAGAACUCUGUAUCUGGAAAAUGGAAGGAUUGGAAGAGUGGGAUGGGAUUGGAAGGAUUGCGGGAGAAAAACAUACAACGAAUAAAAUAAUGCCACAGCUUCAAGAAUUGGAAGUUAAGGGCUGUCCAAAGUUGCGAGCAUUGCCAGACUACAUUCUGACAGCACCAGCACUAGUGGAAUUGCGGAUCAACGAAUGCUUCAUUCUGACAGAACGUUACGAGGCGGAGAAGGGUGAAGACUGGCACAAGAUUUCUCACAUCCCAGACAUCCAAAUUAAUUACGAGCGUAGAAAGAGACCAAUGCGGAAAUCCUAG
Molecule: messenger RNA, 1545 nt
Organism: Dovyalis caffra
Lineage: Eukaryota; Viridiplantae; Streptophyta; Magnoliopsida; Malpighiales; Salicaceae
Source: the annotation of a GenBank genome assembly